Molecule: messenger RNA, 2211 nt
Organism: Penicillium malachiteum
Lineage: Eukaryota; Fungi; Ascomycota; Eurotiomycetes; Eurotiales; Aspergillaceae
Product: ankyrin repeat domain-containing protein
Exons: 2
Coding region: 1-2211 (736 amino acids)
Molecular function (GO): protein binding
Source: RefSeq, a predicted model, not a curated record
AUGGCUAUUUGUACCGAACUUCUGACAAAGCUCGCGGACUAUGAUUACGAACAACCUCUGCCAACCUCGCGAACGGGCCCCAAAGCUGCGAUACUGAUUCUUGCCUUCCUCGAAGAUGUUGCUUCUCCAGAUGAGCUUUUGAAUUCAUUCGUCGCCCACUACGUCUCCGAAAAUCCAUAUGCUUCUCAUUUAUUCAACCUCGACACCGAAUCUGCUUUAUCUGACCUAGCAUCUUUUCUUUCCUGGGAACGAGAAAGACUCGACGCUUUGGACGAGACUUUGCAUAGUUUUAUCGAGAUAUUGACCGAUGGGAAUCAGCCUCUUGCCUACGCGGCAGAGCAUGGCUAUGUCGAAGCGGUCAAGACUAUUAUAUCUACGGAAAGAGGCAAUACUGGCAGUCAAAGCGACGACCCGGAUGAUCCACAGCCACUAUCCUUAGCAGCGCGGAACGGACAUGAAGCGGUAGUGAGUAUUCUACUCGGCACAGAUGGCAUCGACCCCGACCACCGCGAGGAGAUCUGGAACGGACAGACGGCGCUUUCAUCAGCAGCAGAAGGUGGACAUGAAGCAGUCGUCAAGCUACUGCUUGAAACGCCGGGGGUUGACCCAAAUAUUGAGGACUGGAAUUAUCAGACGCCGCUUUUGCUCGCCUCGCGUGGUGGAUAUGGUGCCGUUGUGAAGCUGUUACUCUCCAAAGAUGUCGAUCCAAAUUUCAAAAAUUACUGGGGAGAAACGGCUCUUAUUGUGGCCGCAGAGCUAGGACACGAAGAAGUCAUCAAGCCACUACUAGCUGCAAAUGAUAUCCAUCCCGAGAUUCAAAAUUCAAAAGGCGAAACAGCCUUCUCGGUGGCCGCUGAACUUGGUCACACGGCCAUAGUUAAACUGCUUCUUGCCACUGGCACUGUCGAUCCUAACUUCAAGGACUCGGACGGACAUAAAAAACUCUGUUGGGCUGCGAGAAAUGGUCAUAAUGCGGUCGUUCAGCUGUUAUUGACAAUGAAACCUGUUGAUCCCAAUACUAAAGGCGUCGAUGGGUAUACGCCGCUAUCAUGGGCUGCAGGACAUGGCCAUCGGGAAGUGGUCAGUACAUUGCUCGCAACCAAUGGGGUAAUGCUGGAUGUGAGAGACUCGGAUGGACGCACCCCUCUCUCCCUGGCAGCUGAAGCUGGGCACGAGACAGUGAUCAAACUCCUGCUCUCCACAAAUGGGGUCGAUCCAAACUCCUCAGAUUUUAACGAACGCAAGCCGAUAUGGUGGGUUGCAUGUGGCGGAAACGAGCCUACCGCCAAGUUAUUACUCGCAGUGAAGAAUCUUAUUAUAGAUUCUAAAGACUUCGACGGAGAGACGCCAUUGAAUUGCGCAGCUCGGAAUGGGCAUGAGGGAAUGGUUCGACUGAUUCUUGCUAAUGGCGCCAAUCCUGGCUCGGAAGAUUCCGAGGGUCGAUCACCUCUCUUCUGGGCAGUUCACAACGGGCUUGAAAAACUAGUCGAGGAGCUGGUUGUCAUGCAAGGAGUCGAUCCUGAUUCUGCAAGCUCCGACCGACAGACACUGUUGCUCCAUGCCGUAGAACACGGCAAUGAAGUCAUAGUGAAACUGCUGCUCUCUACAAGACGUGUCAAUAUUGAAUCUCGGAAUUCAAACAUGGAGACACCAGUGUGGUGGGCGGCAAGAAACGGGCUCGGAGCUGUAGUUGAGCUACUACUUGCCGACGGCGCGGAUCCAGAUCCAAGGAAUUCCGCUGGAGAGACACCAAUAUGGUGGGCAGCACAAAACGGACACGAGAUGAUAGUCAAGCUUCUUCUCCAAGCAGGAGUCAGUCCCGAGCCCCAUAUCUCUGGUCGGGAAACGCCAUUGUGGUUAGCGGCACGAAAUGGGCAUGAGAAAGUUGUUGAGCUGCUUCUUACAACUGGGCGAGUCAAUACAAACUUCAAAGACUCGAUGGGAGAGACACCACUCUGGUGGGAAGCACGCAAUGGGCACGAAGCAACAGUUAGUCUGCUGCUCGCAAUGGGAGCGUUUCCAGAUUCGGAGAAUGAAGAUGGCCAGACACCUUUGUCCUGUGCAGCGGAAUUUGGACAUGAAGAUGUAGUCAAGCUUUUUCUUGCUUAUAAUGUCAAUCUCAAUUCUCAGAAUUCUAUUGGAGAGACAGCGCUUUCUUUGGCAAGAGAAAACGGACAUGAGUCAUUGGUUAAACUGUUAACUCCUGGGUGA